AUGCGUCCUGUUACAAUUACUCAAGGAGGAAGGCUCAAUUGCUUCAAGCCUCGCGCUCUAAAUGGGCCCUCAAGGCGAUACUUGACUAUGUUGAGCCCUCCCAAGUUCGAAAAUGAGAAAAUGCUCAACUAUGCGAAAGGCUCUCCAGAAAGGGCCGAACUAACCAAGACUAUCAAGAAACUCAAGGGAAAAUUCCCUUUCACAAUUCCUAUCACUAUCAAUGGCUUAGAGAUCACCACAAAAGAAUCCCGCUCUCAACCAAACCCUUCAAAGCACAGUGAGGUUGUCGCAAACUACGCAUCUGCCAUCCCAGAGCAAGUCAAUGCUUCCAUCGACGCAGCCCUCAAAGCAAAGCCCGCCUGGGAAGCUACCCCCUUCGAGGAUCGUGCCGCCAUCCUCCUUCGAGCAGCUGAGCUCGUCACUGGCAAAUAUCGUUCAGAGAUAGUGGCAGCCACAAUGCUUGGCCAAGGAAAGAAUAUCUGGCAAGCAGAGAUCGAUGCUGCUGCCGAGACAGCCGAUUUCUUCCGCCACUACAUCCAAGAGGCAUGGGCAUUGUUCUCCCAGCAACCUAGGGUUCACCUUGACGGACACUGGAACAAGAUGGAGUAUCGCCCACUUGAAGGUUUCACAUACGCCAUUGCUCCUUUUAACUUCACUGCACUCGGCGCAACGCUUAUUGGACCUGCUGCAUUACUUGGAAAUGUCGUUAUCUGGAAGCCCUCUGACUCGGCACUUCAUGCCAGCUGGCUGCUUCAUCAGAUUUUGUUAGAGGCCGGACUACCUAAGGAUGUGGUCCAAUUUUUGCCCGGUGAUGCCGAACAAAUCACCGACACUGCUCUUAAGAGACCCGAGUUUGGGGCCCUUUCAUUUAUUGGGGCCACUGCUACAUUCAAGGGGAUUCAAAAGAAGAUCGGCGAUGGUAUUGGUGCGGGUAUCUACAACUCCUACCCUCGAGUAGUCGGAGAGACUGGCGGCAAGAACUGGGGCGUCGUCCAUGCAUCCGCAGAUGUGAGGAGCGCGGCUUUGAACACCAUUCGAGCAGCCUUUGAAUACCAGGGUCAAAAGUGUUCUGCCAACUCUCGUGUUUACGUUGCAGAGUCUGUCUGGCCCGAGUUCCAAAAGGUCCUGGCAGAAGAGACCGCAGCUCUCAAGGUGGGAGAUGUCGAAGACUAUAGCAAUUUUAUCAACCCAGUUAUCCACGAGCGCUCAUUUGAUAAGCUUAACAACUUUAUUGAGGAAGCAAAGACCGACUCGGACCUGGAACUUAUCGUUGGCGGAAAGGCUUCUAAAACAGAGGGCUAUUACGUGCAUCCCACCGUCUAUCGAACCUCCAACCCCCACCACAAGAUUUUAUCAGAGGAGCUGUUUGGACCCAUUCUUGGAAUCUAUGUUUACCCAGAUGCUGAAUGGGAGCAAACAUUGAAGCUGGUCGAUACAACCUCUCGUUAUGCAUUGACUGGAAGUAUCUUCGCCAAGGACCCCUAUGUCAGCCGCCAGGCACAGACUAUUCUUAAGCACGCAGCUGGAAUGCUCUAUUUGAAUACAAAAUGCACCGGCUCUACUGUGGCUCAGCAGCCGUUUGGUGGUAGUCGCGACUCUGGUACAAACGACAAGACUGGCACUAUGGCACAUCUGCAGCGAUUCGUUAGCGUUCGUACGAUCAAGGAAGAGUUUGUGCCUCUGGAAAAGGUCACAUAUCCUUCAAACGAGGUUUAA
Messenger RNA from Penicillium vulpinum, 1716 nucleotides. Its product is annotated as L-glutamate gamma-semialdehyde dehydrogenase. The transcript has 3 exons. The record is from RefSeq and is a predicted model, not a curated record. The coding region runs from base 1 to 1716 and encodes 571 amino acids. Gene Ontology annotation, molecular function: L-glutamate gamma-semialdehyde dehydrogenase (NAD+) activity. Gene Ontology annotation, cellular component: mitochondrial matrix. NCBI's taxonomy places the organism in Eukaryota, Fungi, Ascomycota, Eurotiomycetes, Eurotiales, Aspergillaceae.